This is a messenger RNA of Gossypium raimondii (Peruvian cotton), 1085 nucleotides long. RefSeq names its product 40S ribosomal protein S2-2. Gene Ontology annotation, molecular function: RNA binding; structural constituent of ribosome. The coding region runs from base 128 to 937 and encodes 269 amino acids. Gene Ontology annotation, biological process: translation. The transcript is spliced from 2 exons. Gene Ontology annotation, cellular component: cytosolic small ribosomal subunit; ribosome. NCBI's taxonomy places the organism in Eukaryota, Viridiplantae, Streptophyta, Magnoliopsida, Malvales, Malvaceae. The record is from RefSeq and is a predicted model, not a curated record.
UAGGAUAAAACACAUACAAUAGACCAUAGAAAGCCCAUAAACCCUUAUUUCCGUCUAUAUAAAACCUUGACUUCCUGCCCUUUUUGCUCAUUACUUCAUCUCUACAUCCCGGAACAAAAAGCAAAUCAUGGCAGAAAGAGGCGGCGGCGAACGCGGUGCUUUCAGGCGUGGCUUCGGCGGCGGGAGAUCCGACCGUGGGCCAAGAGGUCGGCGCCGUGGCCGCAAGGAUGAGGAGGAGAAAUGGGUUCCUGUUACAAAACUUGGCCGUUUAGUCAAAUCGGGAAAAAUCACAUCCCUCGAACAAAUUUACCUCCACUCCCUCCCCAUCAAGGAGUACCAAAUCAUCGACCAACUCGUUGGCCCUUCACUGAAAGACGAGGUGAUGAAGAUCACUCCCGUCCAGAAACAAACACGUGCCGGCCAGCGCACUCGUUUCAAGGCAUUCGUUGUCGUCGGCGACGGAAACGGGCACGUUGGGUUGGGGGUGAAGUGCAGCAAAGAAGUAGCGACGGCAAUAAGAGGGGCGAUAAUAUUGGCCAAGUUGUCGGUGAUACCAGUAAGGAGAGGCUACUGGGGGAAUAAGAUCGGGAAGCCUCAUACAGUGCCGUGUAAGGUUACCGGAAAAUGUGGUUCGGUCACUGUUAGGAUGGUGCCAGCUCCUAGAGGUGCGGGGAUUGUGGCUGCUAGGGUGCCCAAGAAGGUGCUUCAGUUUGCUGGGAUUGAAGAUGUUUUCACUUCUUCAAGGGGUUCCACCAAGACUCUUGGUAACUUUGUAAAGGCCACCUUCGAGUGUCUUCUGAAAACUUAUGGUUUCUUGACUCCUGAUUUCUGGAAAGAGACUCGAUUCACAAGAUCUCCUUUCCAAGAGUAUACUGAUCUGUUGGGAAAGCCAUCAAAGACGCUCGUACUCGAGGAUGUCGAGAGAGUGGAUGUAUGAUGUGCCUUCAGGGCCUUAGAAUAGUAAAAUAUCAAGUUCCUUUUGUGUAGUUUAAGUUAAAAUGAUGCUAUCUUCACUCUUUUUGAUUGCUUUUGUAUUGUCAGAGAGAUAUUUGGAAUUUCAGCAACCGCAUAUUGUUUUUCUCUUA